Messenger RNA from Candidula unifasciata, 735 nucleotides. NCBI's taxonomy places the organism in Eukaryota, Metazoa, Mollusca, Gastropoda, Stylommatophora, Geomitridae. The record is from the annotation of a GenBank genome assembly.
AUGGGAGAGACAAGAGAUGAUUGUGUUUAUCAGGCUAAGCUUGCCGAACAGGCAGAACGCUAUGACGAAAUGGUGAACUUCAUGAAGUCGGUGGCCGAGAGGGAUAUGGAGCUCACCGUGGAGGAGCGCAACCUUUUGUCUGUGGCUUACAAGAAUGUCAUUGGGGCGCGUAGGGCCUCCUGGAGGAUUGUUAGCAGCUUAGAACAAAAAGAUGAUGGCAAAUGCCCAGAGGAUAGACACAACCUUAUAGUCACUUACAGGAAAAAGAUUGAGCUAGAACUGGGCAAUAUUUGCCGUGAUAUUCUGAGUGUCAUUGACAAGCACUUGAUUCCAAAUGCAGCCACUGGGGAGUCCAAGGUCUUUUAUUACAAAAUGAAAGGUGAUUAUCACAGAUACCUAGCUGAGUUUGCUACAGGCAACGAUAGGAAAGAAGCUGCAGAGAACAGUUUAGUUGCCUAUAAAGCUGCCAGUGACAUAUCUAUGACAGAAUUGGCACCAACACACCCUAUUCGUUUAGGCCUGGCGCUCAACUUUUCAGUAUUCUACUAUGAAAUAUUGAAUUCCCCAGACCGUGCUUGCAGACUGGCCAAAGCAGCAUUUGAUGAUGCUAUAGCUGAAUUAGACACCCUCAGUGAAGAGAGUUACAAGGAUUCAACAUUGAUCAUGCAGCUGCUCAGAGAUAACCUCACAUUAUGGACAUCUGACAUGCAGGGUGAUGCUGAAGCAGGUAAGUAA